Molecule: messenger RNA, 3398 nt
Organism: Bacillus rossius redtenbacheri
Lineage: Eukaryota; Metazoa; Arthropoda; Insecta; Phasmatodea; Bacillidae
Gene: Arp1
Product: alpha-centractin
Exons: 9
Coding region: 105-1235 (376 amino acids)
Source: RefSeq, a predicted model, not a curated record
AGUUUAAUGUUUCACUGUUGGCUAUUCUGAAAUGUAUCACGCCUUGCGUGACAGGUUAUUGGCAGUUGUUUUUCUUAAAUAAAGUUUAUAAUUUUAAAGGAACCAUGGAAGCCUACGAUGUAAUUGUUAAUCAACCUGUUGUUAUUGAUAAUGGUUCUGGAAUCAUCAAGGCGGGAUUCGCAGGAGAUCAAACUCCAAAAUGUCGUUUCCCAAAUUACAUUGGCCGGCCGAAGCACGUGCGCGUGAUGGCGGGGGCGCUGGAGGGAGACCUGUUCGUGGGCCCGAAGGCGGAGGAACACCGAGGCCUGCUCAGCAUCCGCUACCCCAUGGAGCACGGGGUCGUCACGGACUGGAAUGACAUGGAGCGCAUCUGGCAGUACAUCUACAGCAAAGAUCAGCUGCAGACAUUCUCUGAAGAGCAUCCUGUAUUAUUAACGGAGGCACCCUUAAAUCCUCGAAGGAACAAGGAGAAAGCAGCGGAGGUGUUUUUUGAAUCAUUCAAUGUUCCAGCUCUCUUUGUUUCAAUACAGGCAGUCCUUAGCUUAUAUGCGACAGGAAGGACCACGGGCGUUGUACUGGACUCGGGUGACGGUGUGACGCAUGCCGUCCCGAUCUACGAGGGUUUCGCCAUGCCUCACAGCAUCAUGCGAGUGGACAUCGCAGGCCGAGAUGUGUCCCGAUACCUCAAGCUUCUUUUGCGGAAAGAAGGAGUCAACUUUCGCACAACGUCUGAGUUUGAGAUUGUUCGCACCAUCAAGGAGAGGGCUUGCUACCUGGCAAACAACCCACAGAAGGAAGAAACGGUUGAAACAGAAAAGUUCCAUUACAUCCUGCCAGAUGGCAGUGCUUUAGAGAUAGGCCCAGCACGUUUCCGAGCGCCGGAGGUUUUAUUCCGGCCGGAUUUAAUUGGGGAAGAGUACGAAGGUCUUCACGAGGUGCUGCUUUUUGCCAUCCAGAAAUCUGACCUAGAUCUGAGGAAAGUGCUGUACCAGAACAUUGUUCUCUCCGGAGGUUCGACUCUCUUCAAGGGCUUUGGAGAUCGGCUGUUGGCAGAAAUAAGAAAGAUGGCUCCUAAAGACAUUAAAAUCAGGAUAUCAGCUCCCCAGGAACGACUGUACUCCACCUGGAUCGGUGGUUCCAUCCUUGCCUCGCUGGACACGUUCAAGAAGAUGUGGGUGUCGAAGCGAGAGUAUGACGAGGAAGGCCAGCGAGCGAUCCACCGGAAGACGUUCUGAGCUGGGCAGUUCUCCAAGACUGUUGGCAGGCACUAGCGCGGGCAGCUGAUUGUGCGGGUAUAGUGACACUGGCGAUUCGCGCGCAACAAAACACCAGUGCUCUGAAGUAACAUCGUAAUCAUUUGCCUUAAUCGUAAUUUAACUUAUUUUUACGUUGACGAUUUAUUUUUUUAAACUGUCGCUACUAAAGCUUAGGGUAUCAGUAUUUUCUUAAAGAGGUUGUAUUUAAAGAUGCUUCUCACCAAAAUGAUCGUGCAGUGAAAUGCAACAUAUCUCUGUGAUGUAACCCUUCUUCAUGUUGCAUUUCAGUUCUUACAUUUCAGUUUUGCACCGGAUGUAUGUGCUGCCACUUUUCAGUUUGUUAGCACAAGCAUGAACGUAGUAAUUGUGCUGGUGACCGGUUGAAUUUGCAUUGUUUUGUGUGAGCAUUUGCAGUUCAUUGGUACCAACAUACUGGAAUGAAGAAGUAAUCAGUGUUUUAUAUGUAAGUGCCAAUGUUUUUUAUGUUUUGCCUGUAAAGUUUUUAAUAUUUUUUUGUAAAUUCUUAUAUCAUUAAGCAUGAGUAUUUGUAUCAUAAAUGUAAUAGUUAUUUCUCAUGCUUUCCAUCGUGAUAACAAUAAACCAAAAUAAAAAAUAAAAAGUAGUUAUCACAGUGCUGAACAUGUAAAGAUAUAAAUUUGUGUGUUUUUCAUCAGAUUGUUAGAAAUUGCUUUAUUUAUUUUAAAGGCAUUGCUAAAUUAUUUUUAAAACAAUGCCGGCUAUGUUUAAAUAAAUAUAAACUUUUGAACAGGAUGCACAUUGUACAUAUUAAUUGAUAACAAUCUCUGCUUUUAAGUAAUGAGUAAAACACACGGUUUAACCUAUAAUAAUAUUACUGAAUAUGUAUAACUUCUGAUAACUGUAAUAAGGAGCUUAUAAACUCAACUUUGUUGGUAAGACUUAAACGAACAAAGUGCAGUGUUUUAUGAGCUCAACCUAUGUCCCAAGUUGAAAAAUUAAAUUAAAGAUGUUUUAUUAAAAAAAUUAUAAAUAUAAAUGUUUUCUUAAGAAUGUUUUACAUAUUUUGCUUUCAAUACCAUAUCACUACAUACACUAAACAUCCAUUUAUUCUUUGUUAGGAUGAUAAUUUUGGGAAGUUCUGAAAAAUUAAUAUACAUAAUUUAUUAGUGGUAUCAACAUGCAGGGGUAGUAAAAUAACAUGUAUGAUAUGAAUUUCUCAAAUAGUGCUUAAAAUAAGUGCAGUUGUGCAAGUUGUUCUAACUAGAGCUGUGUCGAUACAAAUCAGCAGAAACCGAUUUUGCCGAUGCGUUUCUGAUGAUUCACGAUACACUAGUUAAUUUUAGGCAGAUGUUAUUGAAAAAUAAAAGUGUCUAUCUCAACCAAAAUAUCCACCAGUACCCUUUUUCACUUUUUGCACUACUACACUUUGAAUUUGCAUCAUUUCUUAGCUAUGUGUGUCAGCUGUACACAUCAGACAUAAACAUUCUAGGUUUUAAUAACGUUCUUGAAUCUAAUACAUCGGAAAUAAAUAUCACCAACAUGGUAAAGUUAUAUAAGAACAAAAACUUGCUUUAUUUAAUGCAUGGCUACCACUACAAACAAUGGAAAAUACCAACUGCUUGAACUGCAAAGAAAUGUUUGUAAUAUCUUGAUGGAGAUAGUUUUUAAUUAACUUAUGUAAAGUUUUUAAAAUUGAAUAAAAAAAAAUAACCAAAAAACAUAGGACAUCACAUAAAUGUAAAUUACUUUUACUCUUUCCUGUGCAUAGCGACCACAUUAAACACAUUUCCGUAUAAAUGUUUGGUACUGUAAAUUUUUUGCCACCGCAUGCGUUAAGAUGGUGUUGAGAUUUCUGUUCUUUAAUUGUAAAAACGUUCAAAGUAUCUCUAUUUUGCACAUUUUAAAUUCGUUUUUUAAAUUUCAUAUUUUGUGAAUGAAUAUAUUUCAUAGAUACCUAUUAUCAAAAAAUCUUAUUUUUAAUAAUUAUGUUUUAAAUAAUUAAAUUUUCCAGCCUCCAUUAGUAAAGUCAUGUUUCAAUAAGCAACUAACAGGUCGUCAACAAACAAGCAAGCUAAAAGUAUGAUUAAAAAAAAAAGAGGUUCUGUUCUGUUUAUAAACUAAAAUACAUGUGUAUUUUGCAUUGCAUGCUUUUCCUAGAAUGAG